Hirsutella rhossiliensis is the source of this 2838-nucleotide messenger RNA. Its product is annotated as Ankyrin repeat protein. The record is from RefSeq and is a predicted model, not a curated record. NCBI's taxonomy places the organism in Eukaryota, Fungi, Ascomycota, Sordariomycetes, Hypocreales, Ophiocordycipitaceae. The coding region runs from base 1 to 2838 and encodes 945 amino acids. The transcript has a single exon. Gene Ontology annotation, molecular function: protein binding.
AUGGAUCCCGUCACGGAUCCCGUCGCGGCGCCUCGUCGCUCCGUUGCCGCUGCCAUCUCCGUGCUGCGAGACUCGGCCACUUCCUUGUGCUUCAACGACCUCGGCAAACCGCCUGACCCGGCACAGACCCGGCCUCCGUGCAGAGGCCUGGCGACCGAACUGCUCCUCUUUGGCGGCGCCCUCUUCAGCCUCGAGGCGCUGGCGGCAGAGCUCGAGUCGGCCUCGCACGAGCCAGUAGACGCCGACUCCCUCCUGUUCCUGCAGCAGAUCAAUUCCCUCCUCCAGUCUGUUAGAGGCGGCCUCGCCACUCUCACCCCGGGCCUCGUCAGCCAUUUCAGGGAAGAAUCCAAGGCCUUGCGCUCCAAAAUCACCCAUGUCCUCGCUCGGUCCCGCUCUCUCGCAGACCUCGUCAUCCUCCUCUCGGCCCACAACGGGGCCUCGACCUUGGCAAACGAUCCCCAGCACGCCAGCGACUGGGUCAAGAUGCUGAUCCACCCGCGCCACAACCGUGAGCCGCGCAACUUCCACCUUGAGAAGCGCUUCAUCCAAGGCAGGCGGGUCGAGUUCCCAGACUACUCGCACGCUGCCACUAGGUGGCUCGAGUAUGCCGAGGACCAUUGGCCUAUUCUCCAGCCUCGAAUUAUCCAGCUGUUCACCGGGCCGCCCCAGUCCUUCAACUUUGUCCAAUGGGCCCUCGAGUACGCCCGAGAGACAUGGCCCGCCAGGUUUGGCCUUGACUGUGCCGAUCCACGUCCCACCAUCGACCUCACCAAUCACCUUUGCAACGGUUCCAUCUCCCCGCUGCACCUUGCCGCCGCUCUUGGCCUACCCAAUCUUGUCCAGACCUUGCUUUCCUCCGGGACCGAGGCCGACCAGCCCGGCCCUCUCGGCACCCCCCUGUACUGCGCCCUCGUCGGCCAUCAUGUCUUGGUCGCCGGAGACUCGCCCGAAUCCUGGUCCACCGUCCUCCGUCACGAUCCUCGCCUGGCCCCCCGCCACGCUGCAGUCAGGCGGCUCCUCGAUGCUGGGCCCGACUGCACAUGGCGGUUCCGAUGGCCCGGCCGUCGCAAAGCAUCCCUGGCCGGGUUGGCAUUUUGGUUCGCGUGCCUCGUCAACGACCACACCAUCUUCGAGCGGGUUCUCGAGGGCGGCGCGACCAUCGACGAUGACUUUGCCUUUCUCAUUUCAGAUGCCAAAUUCGUCGACUGCGCGAAGCCCUACAAGUAUACACUGGGCCUGCUGCUCACUUGCGCAUUCGACUCGACCUACGACAACAUGAAGGAGUGGCCGUGGCAUCGCACCGACUCGGUCCUCGAGGCCAUCGGCGAUCUGAUGAGACAGCAUCAACUCGACUUUGCCUGCGGCUUGGGCCAGAGCAGACGGCUGGCCAACGUUUCCGACCUUCAGUUGCCAACGCUCGUCCGCGGGGCCAUCUUGGACGACGAGGUGUGCCAGGUCCAGCGGCUGAGCAUGGAUCCUCGUUUCGACCCCAACUUGCUCGCCAACGAGGAAGUAGAGGGGGAGGGCAACAUCGCCCACCUUGCCAUCGAAGGGGACAAUCUCGAUGUCGUCGAUGUCCUCGCCGCGGCCGGCGCCGAUUUCACCGCAAGGGACGGCAAGAACCGAACGCCACUGAUGCGGGUGGAGAGCGUGGCGAUGCUGUCCAAGCUCGUGCAGCUUGGCCUGCCCACGACGGAUACCGACGAAACGGGACGCAACAUCUGGCACUUUGCCGCCGCCACCAAUGACCUGCCGCUGCUUGAAUGGCUGGCUGCCAACGACCCGUCCAAGGAGGAGAACCUGACCGCAGUGACCGCGGAAGGCUAUACGCCUUUGGAGGAGGCCCUCCAGUACAGCCGCUGUUCGAGAGGCCACAGGAGAUUGUCCAAGCUGGGGGGGCAGGAGGUCCGGCCUUCGGAGCCAGUAGCCGCAUUUUACAUCCUGAGUGCCGGUGCAGUCUGCCGAAACCCCCCCCCCUUCCCCCUCAUCUCGUCUGCCGUCGACUGGGGGUCGGUCGACUUGGUGCGGAAACUCUAUGCUGUAGGUGCGGACCCACGGGCCGUCGACGAGCUGGGGAGGACGGCGCUCCACUACCUCAACAUAUCCGCAACGCCGGCGCUCGUGUCUCUUGUCCAAGGCUUCUGCAGCGGGCUUCCCGUCAGCGGGCCCGACGUCGACGAGGGCCGCACCACCGAGGGGCUAGACAUCGAGGCCGGCCUCACCCCUGCCGAGACCAUUCUCACCAACACGUCGCUCAUCAAGACGACCGACCAAUUCUGGACGCCGUCGGAGCACAACUCUUGCCGUGGCACGCUCUCUGGGAAGGCUUACACGCUUCUUCUCACCCCGCAGAUGCUCGACCAUCGCGACCGCUUCGGCAGGGGCAUGUGGGCUCGCUUCUGUCAGAAGGUCCUCAUCCGCCUCGCCAUGCAAAUCGGCGUGAGAGACGCUCCCAGCGACUGUUCCCUCUACACUUCCUCAUUGGAAUUUCUGCGAACCUCGCUCCUCACCGCCAUCGACUGCCUGAUUCGGCAGGGCGCCCUGGCUCGGCACGAGGACGAGACGGGGCUACCUGCCGUUCUGUGCCUGCACACCGCGGAGCCCGGCGAGACGGACGCCUGGCCGGAGCCGCUGAUGCCGUUUGCGCAGCACAUCCUGGAGCGCUUCGUCAAGAGCCCCUUGGCGGCGAAGUUCUACCAGUCGCCAGAGGCAACGAAGCUGCUUAUCGCAGCCCAUCAUUACGGCCAGAAGGAGCUGAUUGAUAUGCUUAAUGAAAAGUUCGUGGUUGGAUUUGACGCAACCGCAUGUUCCGAGCAGUUUGCAUACGACGAUUGCUGA